AUGAAAAACCAACCAAAAAAACCAGAAGUAAAAAUUAUGCAUCGAAAUCCCGAGGAUUACAAAAAUAACACGAUGCGGUCAAAUUUUAUGCAUGUGAGAAAUUUUGAUAAAAACAUCCAUCUUUUUCAAAGAGAAAUUGAAUAUAAAAGAGCUUUAAAUGCAACAAAGAUGGAUAAAAUUUUUGCUAAGCCUUUAGUUAAAUGCUUAGAUGGGCACGAUGACUCUAUUAGAAGUAUUUGUGUUUCAAAUAAAAAUUUAACAGAUUUGUAUAGUGGUAGUUGUAAUGGAUUUAUAAAUAUAUGGAAUAUAUUUAAUGAAAAGUUAAUGAGGAAAUUAAAAGCGCAUGAUGGAUUUGUUAGAGGCUUAUGCAUUAGCUAUGAUGAAAAAUAUUUAUUUAGUUGUGGAGAUGAUAAAUAUAUAAAACAAUGGGUUAUCGAAAAAAAUAAAAAUAUAAAUGAAUUAAAUGAAGAUGAUACAGAACAACAAAAUUUACAUAAUUUAGAUUAUUUAGAAAAUGAAAUAGUUCCUAAAAAAAUUUAUGUAUGCAAAAGUGUACCUAAUAGUAUUGAUAAACAUUUUUCUGAACCACUAAUAAUCUCAGGUAGCCAAACAUUAGAUGUAUGGGAUUAUUAUCGAAACAAUGCUAUAGCUAGUUUUGAUUACAAUAGCGAAUAUAUAUAUUAUGUCAAAUUUAAUUAUUCUCAAAGAAAUUUAGUUGGUUUAACGUUAUCAGAUAAUUCUAUAGGCUUAGUAGAUAUAAAAAGCAAAACUCCUAUUCAAAAACUAUUUUUAAAAUAUCGAAGUAAUUCAUUAAGUUGGAAUAAUAUGAACCCAAAACAAUUUAUUGUUGCAAAUGAAGAUUCAAAUCUCUAUACAUUUGAUAUUAGGUAUUUAAAAACUGCUUACCUUGUUCAUAAAGGUUUUGUAAAUGCAGUUUUAGAUGUAGAUUACUCACCAAUUGGAAAUAAAUUUGUUGCAUGCUCUUAUGAUAAAACUAUAAGGCUAUUUAAUAGUGACGAACCUCAAAGUUAUGAUGUAUAUCAUACUAAAAGAAUGCAGCAUGUUCUAUGCUGUAAAUAUACGUUAGAUUCUAAAUAUAUAUUAACAGGAAGCUCUGACAUGUGCAUACGAAUAUGGAAAUCUUGUUCUCAUGAACCUUCUGGGGUACUUUCACAUAAAGAAAAACAAGCCAUAAAUUAUAGAAAUAAAUUAAAAGAAAAAUAUUCAUCAUUAAAAGAAAUUAAAAGAAUCAGGCAACACCAUCAUGUGCCUGCUCUAAUUAAAAGUAUGUCCGAUAAAAAAAAAAUUAUGUUGGAUGCAAAAAAAAGAAAAGAAAAAAACAGAAUACAGCACUCAAAAAACAAAGAUCAAUUACCCAUCCCCGAAAAAAAAAAAAUAUUUGUCACGGAGCAGUAG
Messenger RNA from Plasmodium berghei ANKA, 1416 nucleotides. RefSeq names its product protein SOF1, putative. The record is from RefSeq and is a predicted model, not a curated record. Gene Ontology annotation, molecular function: protein binding. Gene Ontology annotation, cellular component: nucleolus; small-subunit processome. The coding region runs from base 1 to 1416 and encodes 471 amino acids. The transcript has a single exon. Gene Ontology annotation, biological process: maturation of SSU-rRNA from tricistronic rRNA transcript (SSU-rRNA, 5.8S rRNA, LSU-rRNA). Lineage: Eukaryota; Apicomplexa; Aconoidasida; Haemosporida; Plasmodiidae.